Sorghum bicolor (sorghum) is the source of this 2150-nucleotide messenger RNA. RefSeq lists its product as uncharacterized. NCBI's taxonomy places the organism in Eukaryota, Viridiplantae, Streptophyta, Magnoliopsida, Poales, Poaceae. The coding region runs from base 172 to 1713 and encodes 513 amino acids. The record is from RefSeq and is a predicted model, not a curated record. The transcript has 2 exons.
CUUGCCUACCUCGUUUCCCCCUUCAAAGUCUCUGAUAAUCACUGGAUUCUCUUCAAGUGCUCAUGUUGCCUAAUUGUAUGAUCUUGACUCGAGGUGUCUAUGCAUACAAAGGAUAGCUGUCCAUGUGAUCAAGUCUGAGAGGGACGGGAUACUGCAGGUCCUUGAAUCUUGAUGGCGGAGAUUGUCAGCUCGGCACUUGUCCAUGAGACAGCCAGCCAACUCCUAUCCAAUCUGGUUCAGAAAUAUGAGGACAAAGAGGGUGCGAACAGAAACCUGGAGAGGCUAGAGAUGGCACACAUCAGGCUGGAGGCUGCUCUUGAGACGUCACAGAAGUGGCAGAUCACUGAUGCAUCCUUGCUGCGCUGGCGUGGGAAGUUGAAGCGUGCUGCUCAGGAGUGUGAUGACACGCUGCAUAAAUUCAAGCAGAGGAUCCUAGAAGACGAAGAGACAGAAAAGGAGGUGAGAAAGUCCUCAUUUCCUGUACGUAUAGCUCAUACUACCAAAUCGUUUGUUUUCUCCAUCUUCAGCCCCAACAAAGACGAGUCGAACAGCUCCACUGUUCGAAGAUUUGAGUGGUUUGCAGAUGGUGCUAGCGAGUUUCUCAGAUUAUUAGAGCUUGGUGGCAGGCCAUGCCGCCACAUGCCCUUUGACCCUCUUGUCAGGCAUCUUCUGAAUGGCAAGAAACUACAGCACAGAAUCAUUCAGGCAAACAGGCGUCCUUUGUUUCUACAAUUGGUGCCAUAUAUUACAGCAGAGUAUGGAGUAGAGGCUAGAUUCAUCUUUAUGCAGACAGAUGGUAAUGCAUCAGAGGAUGACUUUUUCUUUUCUUUAAUGAUACAACUUUCAGAGAGUACCGACAUAUUAGGGAUCGCAAUCAAAUGCCUACAGCUGUAUGCCCCUCUUUUCAAUUUCAAAUCUACAGUUGAAACCAUUAAGAGUAAACUUGUGCAACUACCUACAGAAGAUUUCUCAUGGGUGCCAAAUGUUGAUACACAUUACAAAGAACAUUGGGAUAAUCUUCACAGGUUUGGCACAGAUUGGUUUCGCCCAAACCCACUAUGUUGCAAGCAGCAUUAUCAGCGCAAGCUCUGUCAUGGUAGUAGAAAGUUAAACAAGUCAAGAUUACCUCAUAUUUGUCUGGAACCAGUUAUUGAAGUACAUCUGGAGUGUCAUGUCUCACUCUUGGACUGCAACCAACAUAGGUCCUCACUGUCUGAAACUAAAAAUUCUCUACAAGAUUCUCCAUAUCUGAAAGUUGGACUCCUAUUUACCCCCCAUGGAUGUUUAGAAGACAUCCAACUUGUGGAUCGAACACCUGCAAUACCGGCAAUCUGCAGCGAGGAGCAGCAUUUCUUGCAUACAGACUUUACCUUGGGACAGCUGGAAGAGAUCAUGCUGCCAAAGGCAAUAGAUUACUUCUGCAAGAAUGAUGAAGCGGCAGUUUACCAACUGCUCUGGAAAUUAAAACAUGGCGCUGCAUACUUUCUGGUUGAGAAGGCAAGGAUGAGCACACAGAGAACAAGCAUGAGAAAUUUUCAGGGACCUAGGAAAGGAAAGAUGUUGCAAUGGCAUGAUCAGGAGAUGAUAGGGAGACAAACAAGCACGAUCUUUCAAUUCCUCAGCCUGUGGGUUACACAUGCGCCCGUCCAGCUGCAGGGCACAAUUGUCGACUGGAUUCAGAAAGAAAAGGAAAGUCAGUUAGCGGCACCGUAGCUGCAUCAGAAACUCAUGUAACAUGGAUGGAUGAGGGAACUGAGAAACACAAGACUGGAAAUGGGUUGUUCAAGGGAGCAAAUGAAAUAUUGGGAGCUGUUUUUCAUAGCUGAGCAUAAUAUGGCGAAAACAUAAAUGCUUCGAAUACAGAGGCAUGAGAAGCAAAGCCUUAGCUUUGUAGAUCGCAACUUACAUAUCAACAGUCUGUAUUCUGCUAGUCUGACAAUUUACAAGUACUAUAUGUUGAGCUCAUAACUUGUUUCUAGUUUCUUAUGGUGCCGCGUGGUUCUCUCCAUUAUGCAGAAAUGGUUUUACCAUUAUAUAUCAACUGUAAUAUGUUUUUCAGCAGUGUAUAGUUAAUUUCUAUGUGAAUUUUAGGAGGGUGGAUAUAGAGUAUGGACAUCGUUUUUAGUUCGUUUUCAGAGAAUUAUAAAGAU